UAAAUAUGUCAAAACUGUGUUUAUAUGGGAAUUAUUUUACUAUGGUAAUGUAACCAUCAUAACGACAAUACUGUCAAAUGUAUUUUUGUGUGUUGGUAUAAUUUGAUUUGUAUCGUGUCGCACUGUUUUUCGAAUCAUUAACGAUGGAUGCCUACGACAGAGAACCGUGCCCAAUGCGAGUUAUGGAUGAUAUAGGCAGUGCAUUUGCCUUGGGCCUCAUCGGUGGAGGAAUAUUCCAGGCGGUUGAGGGUUUCCGAAACGCACCGACCGGAUUCAGAAGGCGUUGCAAAAGCGCUUUUCAAUCGGCCACCACCCGAGCUCCGGCCAUCGGCGGAACGUUUGCUGUUUGGGGUGGCCUGUAUGCCGCCAUUGAAUGCACAAUGAUCGGCAUCAGGAAGAAGGAAGACCCAUGGAACACGAUUACUAGCAGCGCUCUGGCCGGCGGCAUACUGGCCGCGAGAAAAGGGCUUCGAUCGAUGGCGUUUAACGCGUUUGGUAGUGCCGCUUGUAUGACAGCUUUCGAAGCCUACGGCUGGUACUCGGAGUACAGGUCAGCCGAAGAAUUUAGACCGCGAGCGCCAAAAUAUGACAACUAACAACGCGCCCACCCAGAGACAGAGACUCGGUUAUGCCCGUGAGAGAGCCAAAAGUUUGUACGGGAUGACACUAUUGACUAUGGUCGGUAGUUAGCCUUUUUUUGAGCAGCAACGAGACAGAUGUGACACGAGCUAAGGAUGUCACUAAACAACAUCAUAGCCAACCACGUUUGGGUUUUUGGACCGCUGUGUUUAAAAAAAUCCGCGUCAAAGCCGAGGCUGUCUUGUCGAUCUCAUGUGGCCAAUAAUUGCCGCCUUCAUUUUAAAUGCUGCACUAUAUAGCCAGAGCGCGGGGCUAGUUAUUUGUUUCUUAAUUGGUAAUUUUCUUCCAAGUCUUUUUGUGUACUUUAUCCAUUUUCGCCCAGACUUGUCGGCUGGAAUGGGUAAAGUUUACGUUGGCAGUGGUUUCAUGACAUUAAUUAUUGCGUCUAUUUUCAAAAAUUAAAACCGUGAAUGAAAAUUCAUGCGUUUAUCUUUUGUGUGUA
Molecule: messenger RNA, 1081 nt
Organism: Adelges cooleyi (spruce gall adelgid)
Lineage: Eukaryota; Metazoa; Arthropoda; Insecta; Hemiptera; Adelgidae
Product: mitochondrial import inner membrane translocase subunit Tim17-B-like
Exons: 2
Coding region: 144-596 (150 amino acids)
Biological process (GO): protein import into mitochondrial matrix
Cellular component (GO): TIM23 mitochondrial import inner membrane translocase complex; mitochondrial inner membrane
Molecular function (GO): transmembrane protein transporter activity
Source: RefSeq, a predicted model, not a curated record